AUGUAUGAAGGAUCCGCUUCCCCUCAGGGCGCUGGGGGUGGCGGCAGUCUGCAUGAGGGUCACCAGGCAGGUACUCAGGGAGCCCCUUCUGAGGGUGCACCCGAGCCGAGUGUAUGGACUCCUGACGGAGGAACAGAGCCUGCGGAUCCACCAGCAGAUCCUGGGAAUGCUCCGUCCUCCUGCGCGGGGGGCGAAAGUGGGACUGGAGUGUCUGUGCACCCAGAAUCUGGAGGCAGACAGGCGGAUUAUGACAGACACAGGAAUGGAAGUUCAGAAGACAACGGAGAGCAACUAAGUUUCUUUGUUGGUGGCCUGCAUCCGGAGGUUAGCCGAGAGGAGCUCCUGGAGUAUCUUUCGGGGUUUGUCACAGUAGACGAGAUCGACAUUAAAAUGGAUGCCGCCACAGGGAAGAACAGAGGAUACGCUUUCAUAUCAGUUCGUCCGUCUUCGAACACGGAAGCUUUCUUAAACGCACAGCACAUCAUCAGGGAGAAACAAGUUGACAUCAGGGAGUUAAGCAGCAAACCGGCUCCAGAGAGGCAAACGGAAAGGCUUCCUGAGAGGCGUCUGAGCUGCAGCAGCGCGAACAGGCACAAAAUAUUCAUUGGAGGCAUUACCUCUUCAGUCACGGAAGAAGUUUUGCAGCAGCACUUCGAGCAAUUUGGGUCGAUUGAGAAAACGACCAUAAUCCGAGAUGGCUCAGGAAAGAGCCGAGGAUUUGGUUUCGUGCAGUUCACCUCCGUUGAUUCAGUCGCGAUUGCAGUUGGCGCUUCGCCUCACCAACUGGACGCUGACAAUAGAGUGGAUGCUCAACCAGCCCAGGACAGGGGAGCUCGCAGGCUGCCGGGAGGCCGCUAUGCUACCUCUCCUUACUACGACCAGGGUUACUACAACUACGGCAACUAUGGGGGCGCAGCUGGACCGUACGGUUAUCACGCUGCGGCCGCUGCUGCUUAUUCCCCCAUGUACACCCCAAAUCCUUACGGGGCCUACGGGAGCUAUGGAGGCUAUUACGGAGGAGGCUACGGAGACGCCUACGGAUGCGCUGAAGGUGGCUACGGGGCCGUCCGAAGGGGGGAUGAGGGACAGUCUGGAGGGGCAUCCCGCUCAGCCCGAGGUGCUCCAUACUGA
Messenger RNA from Eimeria acervulina, 1131 nucleotides. RefSeq names its product RNA binding motif-containing protein, putative. Bases 1 to 1131 code for a protein of 376 amino acids. The transcript has 8 exons. The record is from RefSeq and is a predicted model, not a curated record. Gene Ontology annotation, molecular function: RNA binding. NCBI's taxonomy places the organism in Eukaryota, Apicomplexa, Conoidasida, Eucoccidiorida, Eimeriidae.